Messenger RNA from Mytilus trossulus (common blue mussel), 5621 nucleotides. RefSeq lists its product as uncharacterized. Gene Ontology annotation, molecular function: magnesium ion binding; thiamine triphosphate phosphatase activity. The record is from RefSeq and is a predicted model, not a curated record. Gene Ontology annotation, biological process: dephosphorylation; thiamine diphosphate metabolic process. Lineage: Eukaryota; Metazoa; Mollusca; Bivalvia; Mytilida; Mytilidae. Bases 349 to 2295 code for a protein of 648 amino acids. The transcript has 7 exons.
AUGCCGGGUAAAUGUGUAUUGCCGGAAGUUGAAUACACACAUGUUUUAAAAUUUGACAACUCAACAUCAGAAACUGAAGAUUUCAACAUUUUGCAGUGUUGCUAAUUCUAAUUCGAUAACAUCCGACAGCUGCCACUGUGACAGACAGGACAAUUUGAACUGUUUGAUGAAAAAUAGGCAGUAAAUAAUAGACAGAUAUUUCACAAUGACAUACAUUUGAUUUUGGGACAGAGAGAAAAAACUAACUUGCAAUUAGGCUAGAAAAAAAUACCCAAAAGAAGCAGUACAGAAGAUCUAAGCAUUUAAAAUCAUUGUAGCCAGUUGUGUUGAACAAUUACAAGUUUGGUAAUGACAGCAAAAAGUACAGAUCUGUCUUUAGAUAUCAAUGAAGGAGAAUAUAUUGAUAGAGUGGAAACAAAAAUAGAGAGUCCCAAAGCAGAAGUUAUCACACCAAAUUCAGAUAAAAUAUUCCCACUGUCUAUGGAUAAUGAUGAAGGUUCCUCAGUUGACGGUCCAUCAGAAAAUGGCACCAGGGCAUGUGAUGACAAUGAAUUUAAAGAUGAGUCUUGGAUUGACCAUUGUGAAACAAAAAUCAUUGCUGAUGAUCAUCUGAAAUGUUUGAAAGAAAUUCUUAUAAGUUCUGUUGCAAGGACAAUAACAAAUGACAAGAUCGGUGAUGAAAUCCAGGAUAUUUAUGAUUCUAAAAAGAACAAAAGCAGAGGAAGUUAUGAAAUUACUAGUGCAACUUCUUUCUUUUUGUUCAAUACUAAGAAUUCCAAAAAAACAGCUGAAAAAACAGGUGUUAAUAACAGUCCUGUCAAAGUCAAGGAAACACAAGUGUCAAUGUUGUAUCAGAUGGGAGUAGAAGCCAUUGGUAAACCACUGGAACCAAAAAGUCAUGAAGAAUAUCCCCUCCAGUUGGCAGACGACAGUAGUUCUGUUCAGAAUGCUGCACUGGCAGCUGAAGACUCAAGGUCAGCAAGUGCAAAGGCAGGAUGGGCUUCAAUCAGACAGGAAUCAGGAGAGUUAGAAAAUUAUUUACUUGAAGAAGAUGAUGAUGAAAAUGUCAUCAUACAUCUUGGGACAGAGUUUGCUCAAGAUGCAAUGGAGGGUGGCAAGAAUGAAGAUAUGACCACAGUUGAUUAUAAGGACCAGUAUGAAGGGACACGAAAGACUGAUUCAUCAUCUAAAACUGUUCUCAGUCCUGGAGGGAAAAAAUGUGAUAAAAAUAAUCUUGCUGAAGAAAAAGAAGAAGAUACAAGUGUAUAUGACUCUGAAGAUAAUAAAACUUGCACAUCAGAUAAAUUGUCCCAGCUAGAAAAUGUAUUAAGUAACAUGAGCCAGGAAGAUUCAUUACAAAUGGUGAAACAAGAACAGGGAGCUAAUUCGGUGGAAAAACAUACAUAUAAAACACAAGUAUCUGCUGAAAGUAAACAUUUGAACAUGAAAAACUCAGACAUUGAAAAUAUUGCUACAGAAGGUAAAACCUUCCAAGCAAAAGACGAUAGAAUUCAUACUGCGCAAUUUGGAAAAUCAGUUCAAAAAUAUCCAAGUCAAGUUUUAAGUAAAGAUGGUCAAACAAAUAUAGGGGAAAUUUCUGAAUCACAGUCCCAAGAACAUUUAACUGAUGAGAAAAUUACCAGACAACAGACAGAACAGUUAAAUUUAUCUCAAUCCAUUGCAAUAAAUGCUCAAGGUAAUUCCAAACAAUAUGACGCAAAAGAAUCAAAUAAAAAGGAUUCAAUACCACAGAUGAAGCAAAUAGAAGUUGAGAGAAAGUUUAGAAUAUCUACUGACUGCAGACAGAAGUUAAUGGACAUGGGUGCCGUGAUGGCAAAAGAAAACAAAUUUUCAGAUAAAUAUUUUGAUGAUAUUAGGUAUAAAAUGACCCUUUCAGACAGUUGGCUAAGACAAAGGAAUGGUAGAUGGGAAUUUAAGAUUCCUCCACGUCAUAUGAGUAAGAAGGAUCCUUCGUCCCAACUUUUAGAAAUUACAUCAGAAACAGAAAUAAUGAAGCACUUAUGUAAGUUAUAUAAUUGUUGCGGGUCUGUUGAUGAUAGAACAUUGGAACAGUUGAUGAAUAAACUAUGUCUAGAUAGUUUUGCUACAUUUACAACAAUCAGGCAGACAUACUUUCUACCCAACUGUACUGUACAACUAGACAUAGCUGAUUUUGGAUUUGAAGUUGGUGAGAUUGAAGUUGUUGUCAGUGAUGAGUCCAGAAUUACAGAUGCUCUCAACAUUAUUGAUGAUGUAGCCAAAAAACUAGAGCUGAAACCAUUUAAACUGAUGUAAAGUUACAGGUGUUACCUCAAAGGACAGAUUCCCUUGAAACCUCAGCAAGAGUGCAACCAUGAACAUUUUUUAAAACUCCCUAAAAAAUGCUGGAUUGUUUUGAAUGUCUGCUUACUUUUCAAUGAUAUGUUGUAUAUACUAUUCUACUUGUAAUUGAAAAAACUUGCCUUUCAGAAAAUGAGGUAUUGUGCUUGAGCUUAAGCAUAUCUAUGUGGAUGUUACAUGUUCUAAAAAGUGCUAUGCAUUUUUCAUUUUCUAGGGUACUAAUUAUCGGGGAUUUGGGAAAUUUUGUGGAAACUUAAUUACGUGUAUCUAGGGUCUUGAGUAAACAGAAUAUUUAGCAAUUAUUGUAUUUUGCUUCAUAUUUAAAUGUGUGGUUCACCUGAAUCCACAAAAUCCAUGUAAAUGAGUUAAACCAAUGAAUAUUAAUAAAUCCACAGAAUUUGCUAAUAUUGUAUUGUUGCUUGUGAAAUCUAUGUGUUGUCACUUUGUCCCUAUUGCAGAUGAUAAUAAUGUUGAGUUUACUGUGGAUUCAUUUAUUUUCCGUGGGUACCAAUUUUCUUGAUUUGAGGAAAACUUACAUAUUCAUGGUUUUUGUAAAGUCUGCAUACAUUCCUUGAGAAAACUUGUAAUUCGUUGAACAUUCGAAUUAGUGGUUCUUCGGUAUGCAAGAAAUCCACGAAAAUUGGUAUCCAAUUAAAAUUAAUGAAUCCACAGUAUUGUUCCUUGAUGUUUUGUAAUUGCCCUUGCUUUGAUUGGAAUGUUUUUCUUAUGUACUUACAACGACCAGUGAUGGUUUUCUUUCUGGUUUUACAAAUACCGGUGUAUUGCAUGUAUUAGAACCCAGUACUAGAAUCAUUUUAUAUUGUCUCAAACGCUGAUUAUUGUAUUUUUAAGUUUAUGAUAUGAUGUCAUUAUUAUGUCCCCGCUGUAGCAUAGGAGCAUUCAUUUUUACCCUGUCUAUCUGUACCUCCGUACAGAUGUCCGUCAGUAUGUCCCAAAGUUGGUUUCCAUUCUCUUAUUUUAGUUUGCCAUGACCAAAUGUUAUACAAACUCAUAAACAAUGCUUAUUACCACAAAACAUUGAUCAAGAUUGCAUUGUGGUUGGCCACUUUAACCUUCCUAAAGAUAUACUCCUUUACAAAUGGAAAAAAUGCUGAAUUCUUUGUUCUUUAACUUUAGUUUGCCUCAACCAAAUGAUAUGAAACCUAUACACAAUACUUUUUACCACAAAAUAAAGAUUAACCUUGUCACAUGAACUGUAAUGCCCGUUUACAUUUCCCGCCUUUUUUUAAAACUUACAUUAUGUAUAUAAAUGAAAUACAUGUAUAUGGCACUGGCACUGUAUAUUAAGCAAUCAAAAAUCACCCAAUCAAUUAUUUUUCCAUAUCUAAAACUGUAUAUCACAAUCAUAAUCUUUUGAAGUAUUAUACAAGUUUACUGUGCAUAAUAAUUAGCAUAAUAAAGUCUCGUUAGAACUGAUCGAACGCAUAUAAUAUUUUAAUUUUUAGUAUUUUAAAACAUUAUAGAUUGUAAUUUGAAUUAUUAACUUGUUAUUGCCAUGUGGAAUUUGAUUGUCCAAAAUAUAUAAAUGAUGGUAGCUUCUUUUUAGUUUGCUUCCAUAUGCAGCAAAUGUAAAAUUGAAUAAGGUUUAAUAAUGCCUUUUUAACAUUUAUUAUCUUGAUAAUUGUAUUAAUUAGUUAUAAGCUCACCUUGCCUAAAUUGAGUUUAUAGGAAAUAGGAAAUAUCUCAGAUGUUACCUUAUUUCAUAUUUAAUUGCUUUUUUUCCUUUUUGGUGCUUUUUUAAUGAUUGUGAUAUUAGCUUACUGGUCUUCAUUGUCAAAUUUUUGUUGUUGCAAAAGUAGUAUUUUUAAUAAUGUAUGUUGAUUUAAAUGUUGCAGUUCAUUUACAAGUUGUUGCUUCAAAUUGUUAUAUUCAUUGUUAAAUAUAUUUUGUUAUGAUUAAUCAAUUGCUCUAAUAUUUUAAAUUCCAUGUUGUUAUAAAAGCAUAGUAUGGAUCACUAUGUGAGUGUUUAAAAAGAGUUAAUCUCAUGGUAGAUAGCUAGAUCAACACAACUUUUAUGCCCAAACUACGAUAGGAGAAGGGCAUUAUGUUUUCUGGUUUGUGCAUCCAUUUGUUCCUUCGUCCAUCCAUCUGUUUGUUCAUUCAUUCUUUUGUUCAACUGUCUGUCCAGCUUCAGGUUAAAGUUUUUGGUCAAGGUAGUUUUUGAUGAAGUUUAAGUCCAGUCGACUUAAAACUUAGUACACAUAAUACCUAUGAUAUGAUCUUUCUAAUAUUAAUUCCAAAUUAGAGUUUUUACCCUAUAUUCACGGUCCACUGAACAUAGAAAAUGAUAGUGUGAGUGGGGCAUCUGUGUACUGUGGACACAUUCUUGUUUUAGAUUUUUGUUAUAAAGCCAAUAAAUGUAAUAUAUUAUAAAAAGGCCAUAAAACAAAUUAUUCAUUGUUACUAUAAUGAUAUAGUUUGAGGAAAGCAUGGCUUAAAUUCAAAACAAUCUUUUACCAUAUUUAGGGAAACAGCCUAGUUUCUCUUUAUCAAAAUAAACCUUGUUAUGAUUGUGCUGAUAUUAAAUGCUUACCAUAUGUUUAAUCUCCUAGAUUGUGAAGAAAUUGACAGCAAGAAUACAUUUCACUUCACCUGACACACAACCUAGAGUUGACCAAUUUUAGUUCUAAAGGAUGUAUGCUUAGCAUGGAAGCAAAACAUACCAAUUUGAAUGUUGCUUUUAUUCAUCAUAGGAUCUAACCCACAAAUCGCCAGUACUUACAGAAUGCAUUCUAGAGCUAGACACCACAAGUAUUUUGGAAUUGUUUGAAAUUUGCUUACUCAAAUAUGGUCACUUGUUAAUAGAGCCAAGAACAUCAAAUAUGUUUAUAAAUUCUAAAUCAGUAGAUCAUGUUUUUUUAUGCCCCAUUUACGAUAGUAGAGGAGUAUUAUGUUUUCUGGUCUGUGGGUCCGUUUGUCUGUCUUGUCCAUCCAUCUGUUUGUUCAUUCAUUCUUUUGUUUGUCCCUCUGUCCAGCUUCAGUUUAAAGUUUUUGGUAAAGGUAGUUUUUGAUGAAGUUGAAGUCCAAUCAACGUGAAACUUAGUACACCUGUUCCCUAUGAUAUGAUCUUUCUAAUUCAAAUGCCAAAUUAGAGUUUUUACCCCAAUUUCAUGGUCCACUAAACAUAGAAAAUGAUAGUGGGGCAUUCAUGUACUAUGGACACAUUCUUGUUUUGUUUGUUUUUGUAUUAUGUUACAGAUCUCUUUUAUAUUAUUGCCAUUGUACACUAUAGCAGCCUGUAAUAAAGCAUAUAAAAACUG